UCCACUCACAGCCCAUGUGGCAGAGGUGCCCAUGCCAGAGCACGUGAUACCUGGAGGAGACUGUGACCCCAUGGGAGGCCUGUGGUGAGAAGGGCCCUGCUCCCAGGCUGGAGCAGCCUGUCCUUGCAGGACUGCACCUAUGGAAAGAGAGACCCACUCUGCAGCAGUUUUGUGAGGAGUGUGAGCCCGUGUGAGGCACUCACGUUGCAGGAAUUUUGGGAGGACUGCUGCUCGUGAGAGUGGACUCACUCUGGAGAAGUUCACAGGGAACUGUGUCCUGUGGGAGGGACCCCAUGGCCUCACAGGGGAAGGACUUCUCUCCCUGGGCAGUGGAAGAAAAUCUGGGUGAUGAACUGACCCAAACCUCCAUGCCCUGUCUGCCUGCACUGUCAGUGGGAAGGAGGGAGGGGUUGGGAGAAGAAUAGGUGCUUUAAGGGCUUACUUUCCUUCUUAUUAUCCUCAUCUGAUUUUGCUAGUAACAAACUCAUUUUGCUGUUUGAUCCCAUUUUGCUCUUGGAGUGCUUUCUCCCAGUCCUUAUCUCAACCUAGGAACCCUUUGUUGAACUUCCCUCUCCCCUGCCCUGCUGUGGCAGGGGAGAGGGCCAGUGAGCAUCUCGUGGGUGCCUGGCAUUUGGCCACUGUCAAACCAUGACAGCUCCAAAGACAAGAACUAAUGGGUCAAAUCCUGAGGGAGUCGGUCUGGCUCCUGUCAGCUGGCUCACAGAGAUGGGAUUGCGACUGCUGUAGCCAGAGGAGAGCAAACCCCAUCCAAAUGUCUGUGAAAUACCAGCGGGGCACGCUCCUGACCAUGCUCCUAAAGGUCCCAGCACCUCACUGCCAUGCCGGUGGACAGUGACUGUCAUUAGCUGGCCUCGCAGCGAUGCUGACCAGCAAUUACACUCCUGGCCGCUGUGCAGAGGGUGAGCCAGCCCCUGGCGCCUGUCCCCUCGCAGAUGGCAGCAGCGCCCGGGUCCCUGGGCUCGGUGUCACCGGGUGCACAGCACCCACCGCCUGUCCCGCCGGCACCCUCUGCACCGCCCCAGGCUGCGCCCUGCCCGCUCCCCGGGGAGCCUGCUGCUGCCAGAAGGGCAAUUUGCGACCAUUACGGGUUUCAUUGCAGAAACUGUUUUCCCGCGACUGAAAAGAUGAAAUUUUAAUUGCCGGGUUGUGUGAGGCGAGGGCGGGGAGCGCACUCAGGGUGGAAAAUCUGACGGUGCAUCUUUGAGCUGCCGGGAGUGGGACAACAGAGGGCACCAGAGGCUCCAGCUGAAGGAAAUGAGGGAAUAAACGGAGCCUGGCGGGGCGCAGGAGUUCACUGCUGGGCACGGCCGGGCUGUGACAGCCGGGCUGUGACAGCCGGGCACGGCCGGGCCCUGCGCUGACACCCGCGGAUCCCCGGCCCUGCCAGGACCCUGCGCUCCCUGCAGCCUUUCCGAGGAGCCCGCCCGCCCGCCGCCUCACACGGAGCAGAGACAGCCCAGCAUGGACAACUGCACUGAGACUGAUGCACAGGAGGGCAUUGUGCUGUUUCAGGUGCUUCUCUACAUGCCGGUGGUCGCUCUGGGGAUCCCACUGAAUGCAAUUGCCUUCUGGGUCUUCUGCUGCAAACUCAAGAGGUGGACUGAGACCAAGGUGUACAUGAUCAACCUCAUCGUGGCAGACACUUUCCUACUCUUCACCCUGCCUUUCCUGAUAUAUUUUACUAAGUACAAGCAUCCCAUAGACCAGCUGUGUUCAGCCAUACAAAACAUCUAUUUUAUAAACAUGCCUAUGAGCAUCUUUAUCAUCACCCAGAUUGCGAUUGAUCGAUACAUUGCAAUCAAGUUCCCUCUAAAAGCAAAGAUUCUUCGAUCCCCGCUGAAAUCAGCUUCUACCUGUGGCUUUCUUUGGCUAGCACUGAUAAUUUAUUCCAAUAUAUAUCCCACACUUGAGAGUAGCUGGGAAGGCUGUUGUUUUCGAAGACAGUCUGUUCAACCUAGGUAUUUCUCUUUAUUCUACAGUAUCUGUGUGUAUUUUGUUCCCUUAGGGACUGUGACUUUUUGCUCAGUAGAAGUCAUCAAGUGUCUAAAAAAGAAGAUGGCCACAAGCCCUCAUGAGACAAAACUAUUCCAGAAGGCCGUGCACAUUGUUUCUGUGAAUCUGUGUGUGUUUGCUGUCUGUUUCUCACCUUUCCACUUCUCACUGCUCUUGCGGUUUGCAGUGGAAGUUGCUGGAGCUCAUUCUCUGCUGCCGGGAGUUACAGCCUGUAUUAAGAUCUCUGCAUGCAUAGCAAAUUGUAACUGCUGUCUGGAUGCAUUUUGCUAUUAUUUUGCAGCCAAGGAAUUUCCAGAGUUUUCUUCUAUGUUCCCCAAGUGUUUAUUCAUGAGGUCCAAGAUGAACCAAAGUGAGGAGUCACAGACACCCACGGAUCAAGUGAUGGCAUAAACAAGGGGCAGUGCAUGGCAGGUGUUGAGUGCCACAAUGCUGCUCAAGAUUUAAGGCACAGGGAAUGGAACCACCUACAGUGUUUGCAAUCAUUGUAGGUACAGGCAUAUGUACAAAAAGGGGCAAACCCCUCCAAAGGGUGUGAUGUUAACUUGAAUUCUGUCCUGCUGUCCUCAGUGACUUGACUCCAGCUCUGACUAUGGUCUUGUAUGGUUGCAUCGCAGCUCCAGGCGCCUCCUGGUGACAGCUUGUCUUGCUUGGCUUCACGGCCCUUCACUUUCAGUGUCUUCUGACCUGUAAACCUCUGAAAAAUUUCCUCCUGGGACUGCAAGCUCAUAUUCUGCUCAUGUAAAUUUAGAGACAAUUAACUUCCUUAGGACAACUGACAUCUGGUUCCCCUACGGGUCUGUCACCGUGCAGUGACACGCGCUCAGACCACAGUCUGAAACCACUGACUAGACCUGGGUCAAAUGUGCACGCAAGGGACUGUUCCCAGCACGGAAAGUGUCACAUAUCCAAACAUUAGAUCCACCUGCUUUGUGUCAGCUCUUUGGCAGACAACACGGUGGAAGCUGCAGUGAGCAACUGACAUAAAAAGAGAUGAAACUCAGGUCCUUCAGCUGGUAAUUCAUGUUUUCUUCACUGGUGCAUUUUCUAAUGUUCUGGCAUUACUGGUAUUUCACUGCAAACAGAACAAGUAGCCUGUGUGUGUAUGUGACCAGUUUAACCAUUGCACACUGUUUAGCCCUUGUUCUGCCUUCUAAAUUCUCUUUUCAAAGACAGGAAAAGAUAUGGGAGACAAAUAGUGCCCAAUCUUAACAUCCAUCUAUUGCUUUAGGAGACGUGUGAGUGUUGUCACCCCUGUAGCCAUUGACAAAUAUGCUGCAAUUAAUAUGCUGCUACCCUUAGAAAGCAAGAGACCUCUUGACAGACAUCUCUGACAAUCCAGGGCAAGUGGUGUUCAGCAAGGAAAAACACUUCUACUUCAGGAACAGCACAGAGGGCCUUCAAAAACAUUUUUGAGCCUAGGAUUCCCUUCUGAGACUUUGCACCUCAUUGCUUAUAAUGAAAGCCUGUUCCAAAAAGAUUAUGAUUUUGUUUUAAUUUUGAAAAAAGAGGUGAAGAUUCAUAUCAACCUGUUAACCUACUGUUAACCUAGAAAGCAAACAACUUGCUUGUUUUUGCAGGCUCAGUCAUGCUCAUGUUUUCUCCCAGUUAACAUGGAGAACUUGUUCAGUUUCCAAUGAGCUCCAAAUAGGCCAUCUGCUCUGGAAUAUAGAACAGCAAUGCUUUUAUAUGUGUGACCUCACAUAUAGGGCUCAUAAGCGUUCCUUUUUCUCAUUGUAUAGAGGAAAUUAGUUGAUUUCACAAUCCCUGUCAUCAUUAAGAUUUUUCAUAGCACUGAAUGCUAUGAAAACAAA
Prinia subflava (tawny-flanked prinia) is the source of this 3845-nucleotide messenger RNA. RefSeq names its product G-protein coupled receptor 35-like. Gene Ontology annotation, biological process: positive regulation of Rho protein signal transduction; chemokine-mediated signaling pathway; phospholipase C-activating G protein-coupled receptor signaling pathway. The transcript has 2 exons. Gene Ontology annotation, cellular component: plasma membrane. The record is from RefSeq and is a predicted model, not a curated record. Bases 1483 to 2424 code for a protein of 313 amino acids. Gene Ontology annotation, molecular function: chemokine receptor activity. NCBI's taxonomy places the organism in Eukaryota, Metazoa, Chordata, Aves, Passeriformes, Cisticolidae.